AGUGACCAAGACAAAAAAAGUGAUGUUAGCCGCAUGGAGCACAACGAUACCAUGAAGCAGAAUGCAGUAAUAAUCUGGUAGUGUUAUCUAACAUAAGGCUACUCCCACUAAGGUGUGCUAGAGCGUUGACUUGAGUAAAAUUUAACCAAAUGAAUAGGCUUUGUUUCUUGCUGUGUAAUUAGCGAUAGAUGAAUACAACUCGGGUCGUGCGCGUUUGGUACAGGUUGAACAAGGUAAACUAAGCUAUAUUUUUGCGCAUUUCUCAUCUACAACGACUGACGAAUAGCGGAAUAUUAUUUGCCUAUCUAUGAAAACACUUGCAGGCAAUUAAAUAGUUACAUGAAAUGAAACAAAGCCAGGAUGAAUAACCCUGGGUAUUGUGGCGACCUGGACAGCACCUGCGACACGGAUACGGUGGAAAUCACCGGCGUUACACUGGAUUGUUCAUGCACCGACGACUCACCGCCGAUACAUCUCGACUCUGUCACAGGGCAUAAUACCCCUGAGGGGGGUGAGAGGGCGGCAAACGGUGCGCCUAAGACGGUGGACUUGCCGGACGAGCCUGCGCCGGGGGUGGGCACGUACGAGGACUUCAACACCAUCGACUGGGUGCGCGAGAAAUGCAAGGACCGGGACCGGCAUAGAGAGAUUGCCGGUAGAAGGAAGGAGUCGAUCUGUGCGUGGAUCAUAAGCAUCAGUGAUGCCUUCUCUGGCUGGCUGGUCGUGCUGCUUGUUGGAUUGAUGUCAGGUGCGCUGGCCGGUGGCAUCGACAUCUCGGCGCACUGGAUGACGGACCUGAAGGAGGGCGUGUGUCUGGAUGGGUUCUGGUUCAACCAGGAGCACUGCUGCUGGGCCUCCAACGAGACUACCUUCCAGGAGCGUGACCGCUGCCCGCAGUGGAAGAGCUGGGCCGAGCUCAUCACCGGAACCGCCGCGGGGCCCUUUGCCUACAUUGUGAACUACCUGGUGUAUGUGUGCUGGGCGCUGCUCUUCUCCUUCCUGGCUGUGUCACUGGUCAGAUCCUUCGCCCCCUACGCCUGUGCGUCUGGAAUCCCAGAGAUCAAAACCAUUUUGAGCGGAUUCAUCAUCCGCGGCUACCUGGGCAAGUGGACCUUGGUGAUUAAGACCAUCACCCUGGUGCUGGCCGUGUCAUCCGGGCUCAGCCUGGGCAAGGAGGGCCCCCUGGUGCAUGUGGCCUGCUGCUGCGGCAACAUCCUCUGCCACCUCUUCACCAAAUAUCGCACAAACGAGGCAAAGCGUCGAGAGGUUCUGUCUGCGGCGGCCGCAGCGGGGGUGUCCGUGGCGUUUGGCGCGCCGAUCGGGGGGGUGUUAUUCAGUCUGGAGGAGGUGAGCUACUACUUCCCGCUGAAGACGCUGUGGCGCUCCUUUUUCGCCGCCCUGGUGGCCGCCUUCACGCUGCGCUCCAUCAACCCCUUCGGGAACAGCCGGCUGGUGCUGUUCUACGUGGAGUUCCACAGCCCCUGGCACCUGCUGGAGCUGGUGCCCUUCAUCCUGCUGGGCAUCUUCGGGGGCAUCUGGGGGGCCCUCUUCACCCGCGCCAACAUCGCCUGGUGCCGGCGGCGCAAGACCACGCGGCUGGGCCGCUACCCGGUGCUGGAGGUGCUGCUGGUGACCGUGGUGACAGCGGUGCUGGCCUUCCCCAAUCAGUUCACCCGCAUGAGCACCAGCAGGCUGAUCUCGGAGCUCUUCAACGACUGCAGCCGGCUGGACGCGUCCAAGCUCUGCGACUUCGGCAACGCCACGGGCGAGCCGUCCUCCGGCGCCCUGGGGGACCGGCCGGCCAGCAGGAGCCUGUCCAUGGCCAUGCUGGAGCUCUGCCUGGCCCUCCUCUUCAAGAUACUCAUGACCAUCAUCACCUUCGGCAUGAAGGUGCCCUCUGGUCUGUUCAUUCCCAGUAUGGCGGUCGGGGCGAUAGCAGGGAGGUUGCUGGGGGUUGCCAUGGAGCAGCUGGCGUAUUACCAUCAUGAUUGGGCGCUGUUCCGGGGCUGGUGCAGCCCGGGCGCCAACUGCAUCACCCCGGGGCUCUACGCCAUGGUGGGCGCGGCCGCCUGUCUGGGGGGAGUGACGCGGAUGACUGUGUCGCUGGUGGUCAUCAUGUUCGAGCUGACGGGGGGCCUGGAGUACAUCGUGCCGCUGAUGGCGGCGGCCAUGACCAGCAAGUGGGUGGCGGACGCGCUGGAGCGCGAGGGGAUCUACGUGGCGCACAUCCGGCUCAACGGCUACCCCUUCCUGGAGGCCAAGGGCGAGUUCAGCCACAAGACGCUGGCCAUGGGCGUGAUGCGGCCGCGGCGUGGGGAACCGCCCCUCUCCGUGCUGACGCAGGACGGCGUUACCGUUGGCGACGCCGAGGCGCUGAUCGCUAGCACCUCCUACAGCGGCUUCCCCGUCAUCACGUCCCCCGAAUCCCAGAGGCUGGUGGGCUUCGUCCUGCGCCGCGACCUGGUCAUCUCCAUCGAGAAUGCACGGAAGCGACAGGAAGGUGUCGGGAGCGCCUCGAAAAUCUUCUUCACAGAGUACACCCCCCCGCCAUUGCCCGACAGCUCCGCCCCCCUCAAACUGCGGGGUAUCAUGGACCUCAGCCCCUUCACGGUGACGGACCUCACCGCCAUGGACAUCGUGGUGGACAUCUUCCGCAAACUGGGCCUGAGGCAAUGUCUGGUCACUCACAACGGGCGCCUGCUGGGGAUCAUCACCAAGAAAGACAUUCUGAAGCACAUGGCGCAGAUGGCCGAUCAGGACCCUGACUCCAUUCUCUUUAACUGAAAUCUACCUCGUAGAACAUUCCACAUGGGAAGGCCAUAUCUCUGCACCCCUCAGGUAGUCCACUGGCCAGCAGCAUUGCACUCUUCACUGUACAUUACCAGAGUUACCUGGGGUGUAUUCACUGUACUCCUGCCUGUAAAGAACAUCGUCCCUCUGGACAUUUUGAGGAGAAACCUCGGGUUUGAGGUGGUUUAGAUGUCAGCUGGACCUGUCGUCGUGCUCUGAGCAUUUGAAACGAGCCAAGGUUUUGGCAAAGGAAACAUUGUGUCUUUCUACAAACACUGAAACCCUCAAAAGCUGGGUUUUAAAAUGCAAAUGUCUGAACUGUGAGGCGUGGAGCGGCAAAUCCCCUUUUCUGCUGCAUAAAAAUGACUUCUCCGGGAACUCAUGAAAGUCAGCAUUUCUGGAAGGGAUGAAAGUAUUGACUCCUCUUUAUUAAUUCCAGAUGUUCUACUGGGGAGUCAUACUGUGAGAUUUAUUGUGACACAGUGCAGAUAAAUCAUGGGAUGAUAAUCUAAAUGCAAAUCUAAAACAAUGAACACUCGCUAAAUAACUUAGAUAAAUGUCUCGGAAUAGAAUUUCCAUGCUUUUGAACAUAAUUUCAAAAUGUUUCCCAUCGUUAAUAUCAUUUUUAUCUUGAUAUUGCUUCUUUAGCAGUAGAAGUAGGGGCAUGCAAUCCCAACAGGUGUCCUAAUUGGGAGAUUAGGCCUCUCCUGUUUAUUUCAGUAAUGGGUACAGUAGUUGUUCUGGCAGACUCUACAAACAACACAUGGAGUCAAUGUAUGGCCGGGAUGUUCUGAACAACCCAGAAAUGCACCUUUCUAGUUCUGUCGCAGGGGUGCAGAACAAGGGCCGAUACGUUUCGGGAUUCAGUGCCAACACCUGGUCUUAAUUCAUUAGCUCAAUCAUAUCUUAAUCUGACAUUUUUAUAAGCACCAGGUACAGCCACAGACUGCAACUGUAUCCUAGAUUUUAUUGUGCUCAAGAACAGGAGUGAUCCAGUGUAGUUUAUAGAGCUGUCAGAAAACUAAACCUAAGGUCAUUGGUAGGAAUGAAAACCAGUACGCAGAUUGUCCCUCCAGGACCAGAGUUGUGCACCCCUGAUCUAAGGUCUCAACAGCUAUAUCAGUGGUAACCGACCUGAAGAUCCUGGAGAUCAACCAUGCUGUGUGUUUUCAUUUCAACCCUAAUUUGACUGAACUACACUGUCAAAAAGCGCACUGUAACCACUUACUGUCGCCACAAGGUGCCAGUGCAGCUCACCCGAUGAUUUAUCCCCAGAACACCUGGUGUGGUGACUUCAGUUGAACCAUGGGGAGUUUGGCUGGGGGGAGGGGGUUACCACUGUGGUUAUGAAGCUGGUUUUCUGUACCCAGGAAGCUGCAGGUUUGAAUCCCAGGCAGGUUUGAAUCCCUGUGUCUCCACAUUAAGAUAUCUUGGGAUCCAACGGCUAUGCAAUGAGGUCAUUCAGUAGAGAGAGCCAACACACCCCCGCGCCCUUCACCGCCCUGCCCUUCUCACUGUUUGACAUGCUGUUUAGGAGGCUCUCUGAUUGGCUCCAGUGCUCUUUUUCCCAGAAUUCCUCUUGGCUCAGGCUGGGAGGUCGAGAGGCCCAUUGUUCUGAGGUCAGCGCUGGCCUGGUAACAGGGCUUUGGCUGCGUCAGAAAGCAAAUUAAAAACCGCGGGAGGUUCUUUUUCAGGGGGGUAAUACUUUCAAGCUCUUUCCUGGGGAUGCGCGUUUGCGUGAUUGUUCUCAACUACACUCUGUGACAACAAUCACAGCACAGGAAGAGGAGUCCUGUAUCGCACAGUAAAAUCAGGAGAAAGGGUCAGGUCUACAUCAUCUUGCACUUCAGUCUUCCAUAUUUGCAUUUCUCCACAAACUCAACGAGUUGUAGCCAGCAUGUCUGUGCAUUUGUGUGUUGACUGUGUCUGAGAGAGUAUGUGCUGUCUGUAAGUGCAAGUGUGUUGUGCACGGUGAUGUAUUGAGUGUGUUUGCAUUGCGCGUGGCAGGAAGUGGGCCUUUUGUUUCAGGAAGUGCCUUGGGCUCUGGACCCACCCAGUACACCUUGAGGACACGUCUGGAGAUCCACAGACCCGUUCCGGACACCCCCUGCACUCACAGGCCCAUAACGGACACCAGUGGAGCUGUGCCUUACGGAGGAUCUCACGCAGUCAGUUUUCACCAGGAUUUUAGAGUGAGCGCAGCUGCAUCCCAUUGGCUCACACUGUUACAGUAUGGAAAAAAACAACGCCUUUUACAUGUGGCAUCCUGGUUAUCAGAAACAUCUCUGAAGACUCUGAAAUGACUCAGUGUAGUGAUUAUUUUAUGUCUGACGCUAGCCUGAUGACCGUCGGUAUGCACUUAUUGUAUGUUGCUUUGGAUACAAGCGUCUGCCAAAUAAAUGUAAUGUAAUGUAAAUGAGUGAAUCAUACCGGAUAGGAGUAUUUCGCUCUCUCGUGGGUCCCUGGAAGAUUGGGGUCCCUCACAGCCACCAGUAAACCAUUAAAUCAACUCACUCGAUCCAGAAACUUCUAAACACUCACCCCGGCACUCAAGUCGCAUUCAUUAGUUAACAGUCUUUUUAUUGUUUCAAAUGACAAAAGAAUUAUUCUUAUUUUAAGAAAAUUUUUAAAAAAGUAAUUGCACUUUCAAGACAAAUAACACUGAGAAAACAUAAAAUACAUUCUACAAAAAAGGAUGUAAAAAAAUUAUCUAUAUACACAGCCGUUUAGUGUUUGAAAAUUGGUGUGCAGUCGUACAUAUACAAAACGUAGCAAAAUCAGAGAUUGGCUCAGGAAUAUAGUACAUUACAUUUUCAGUAAAAAAAAAAAACAACUGAAGUUGGUUUUUCUGUACUUUACCUUAAUGGACAACAACAACCCUCACGUCUUGUCUUCACACAUCUUUUCUAAAUCUAAACUUAUUAAGAUUUAGAAUACAAAAUAUCAAACCUACCACAGUAUUUCCAUUCUUUACACUUUUUACACAAAACUAAAAAAGAUUUGGACGUUCAGAACCCUGACCUCGUCAGCUCAUGGGGAAGGGAGGGAACCUAAUCAAUCUGGGCUCGAGGGGUUCCUUGGGAAAUAAAAUGAGGCAUGUCUGGUAUUCUUUUUUUUUUUAUUCCAGCAACAUGGACCAGACAGUCACGAUAACUCAGAUCCGCAGCCGAGGGUACUGGACAAAAGCGCUAUUGUGAUUAAACUGAACACGCCCCCCUGGCCAGGGUGAGGCAUGCAUCGCAUUGUGCAGCAUUUCCUUCAGCCUGCGCAGUUCUCUGCUUCCUGCUUCACUCUGAGACGGGGCCGCAGGAGAAAAGGGGCUCUGCCUAACUGUACUGCUCAUAUUCUCUUGGACUGUUCACACACAGACUUCACCCUAAGAUUUCCUCAGCAGGAAACCAGGAAAUGAGUAACAAGGAAGAAGGAGACUUCUAACCCUGCACCCCCCCCAACAAACUAAACAGCCCCCAUAUUCUCUAGUAUGAAGAAGAAA
Molecule: messenger RNA, 6283 nt
Organism: Anguilla rostrata (American eel)
Lineage: Eukaryota; Metazoa; Chordata; Actinopteri; Anguilliformes; Anguillidae
Product: H(+)/Cl(-) exchange transporter 5-like
Exons: 13
Coding region: 361-2784 (807 amino acids)
Biological process (GO): chloride transport; transmembrane transport
Cellular component (GO): synaptic vesicle; plasma membrane; Golgi apparatus
Molecular function (GO): voltage-gated chloride channel activity
Source: RefSeq, a predicted model, not a curated record